AAAACAACAAAUAACAGUGACGCCGAAAGCUUACGUUUAUAGGAUGAUUAUUUUUAUAAUCACAAACUUUAAUUCGAUUUUUUUAUUUUGUACUUCUCAUUUUUUUAGAUGUAAAACUGGAUCGAGCAAGACGUGAAAACUACUUUUCCUGAAAUGGAAAAUGAAACUUUUUCUAUAAAUGUAUUAUGAACUUUUACUGAAUAGGGUCAUUUUCUGCCGUGAUUAAAGCAAACUUGUUAAGCAUCAUUUGAAUGAAACGAAAGUAGAGGACAAACUGAAAACUAAAACCUGCAACCUUCCGUGGAAUUCAGGUAAACAGUCCGAGCGGAUCCACAGGUUGAAUAUAUAAUCAUUUAAGGAUGAGGUAUGAAAAGAAAUGAAAGCUGGGUCUAGAGGCAAAAUGAGGAAAAAACUCUAGUAUGAGCCAAAUGAACCCCAUCAACAUACUGGGUCAUACCAGGUCGUAGUGGAUUUUAUCAGUUCUUAGUGGGUCAAACUGGGUUGUAGCACGGCUCCAUGUCUACUGCACAGGCUGAGAACAACAUGGAUGAAGGCAGCUCAGUGAGUUCAGCUGGAGACGAUGAAAGGAUGCAAACACCAGCGACAUGUUUCAGGAGAGUAACCAGAAGGAUCUGGACCACUCUGUUCAGGAUCCACAGAAAUGACCCCCCUCCCCCUGACACCACCAUGAGACUCAAGCUUCCCUCCUGCCUUGACUUCGACAUUCCAACUGUAAAUCAGAUUAUGCUGCUGAAUGAAGAUGAGUGCAUCUUUGACUUUGUAUCACUCAUAACCCCCUCCCAUCCACAGAGGAAACACACUAAUGAUGCCUAUAGAUCUGUGGACACUUUCACAGUUCAUCCGUCCAUUUCCUCACCAGUUCCUUAUGGGAGGUAUCAUCAAACCAGAGUCCUGUUGCACAAUCCCACUGAACCUCAGAUAGACCAACAAAAUAAAAGUGUUGGUAAACCACACGUGACUGAGGCGCAGAACUCACCCACUCAUCCACCAGCCCAACUGCACCACAUAAACGCCUCCUCAGGUCAUGGUCGGAAACCAGUAGUUAAAGUAGGAGGAAAGGGGGCUGUAGUUGAGACGGGAAUCUUCUGUCUUAGGGCCACUUGCUCACUUGAACAGUCUGAGAGUGAUGGCGCUGCUGAGCACAAGUCUUUAUCUUACAGCCCAUUAUCAUCUCUUCACCACAUAAACCCCUCCUCAGGUCCGGGUCCAAGUCCAGGAGACAAACAUGUGUUUCGUUGUGUCAGUGUUCCCUCCAUGAUUGAAAACCACCACGUGAAGGAGAACCUGAGGCGAACGCUCAGUUUACCUUCCAUGGUGUUGAACAGCAGCUUUAAGGAGUUCACACCUGUGACUGUGGGUGAAAUGGAUGAAGCCUACAGGUUCCAGUCCUCGUGUCCAGGUCUGUACCAGUGCAGUGUGACGGGCCUGGUGUUUGGCAUGGAGACAGACGGGGUCGUGGUCUACAGGACGGUCCCCUGGGACCGCAGGAUGCUGGACCAGUAUCACAAGAAGCCUGCAGGACCCCUGUUUGACAUCACAUGUGUGGAUAAGUCGGUGGUUCAGCUUCAUCUCCCACACUGUGAGCUCCGCCCCACAGGUGGGUGGGACUUCCUGUCAGUCGCUCAUGUGGAAGAUGACGGGAGCGUCCAGUUUAUCCGUCCACAGAAGAUAACAGAAACCCAUGUGGUCAUCAGCAUCACAGGCUUCUCUCCUGUGGGUAACGUCAAAGAUAAGGACUCCCCUCUUGUUCCAGUCCAAGCCUUGGUGUUGCUCUUCUUCAGGCCUUCACCUGAUCCUGAUGAUGAAUCUGUGCUAAACGUGUUGCUGCUUCCAAAGAAUGUUUCCCUUCGUGACGUUCAGCGAACCAGGAAGGCGUUAGUGGGAGACGAGAUCUACAUAGAGACGUCCUCUGACUGUAAACUCCAACCAGAGCAGGUUUACACUCUGACCACUAGUCCUGAAGACUCAGAAGUUCAACCAGGAGACGCUGAGUUUGAUGAGGAUUCAUACGACAACUACAUCCCAAAAUUUCAGGUGUUUUUGAACACGGGCGUGAAACAUUUGAAGCUGGUUUUAAAGGACAAACACAGCUCCCACAGUGUCUGGCAAAGAAGAGUUUGUCUUUCACCCACUGGAGUAAACGCAUCUUCCAGAUCCAGAUCUGUGAAUCUAACACCAAACCAGAGGCUGUUGGAUGUUUUGAGCGGCUUCAUCCAUGGGGUAUCAGAACCGAAUCUUAAAAGUCUUCUGGACAAACUGCUGGAGAAAGGGGUGGUAUCUGAUGCUGAGAUGGACGAAGUGAAGGGGAUGCAGACCCGAGCAGACAAAGCUCGUUUUGUCAUCGACACAGUGAGGAGGAAAGGUAAAAAGGCAAGUUCAGAGAUGAUUGAGUUCCUCCGUGAGCUUGACCCUUACCUCUGUGAUGAUCUGGAUUUGAACUAAAGCCCAUUUGAAGAACUGGGACCAUCAUGUAUUCACGACCUUUUGGUAAACAGAAGCGUUGUUGUCUGCGGUGUGAAAACACUCUGCCUUCAAAACUACCCAGUGAAUAAAAGAUAUACAGAAACAUUAUGAUCCAGCUGUUGAACCCGAAACAAAGAUGUUCUACGGUUGAGGGCAUAGAUGAGGUUCUAUAUGUGCAUGCCCACACCAGUCAAGUAGAGUUGGAGAAAGCCGUAGACCAUGUGGGGGGGGUGGCCUUCAGUGCUGGUGUCACACUCAAUUAAAAAAAAGGGCAGUGGACGCAACCUUUUGUUUCCACUCGAAAUCAUUUUACUCCAAUGAAAGUGGAUGGAACACAACGUCCUUCAGCUGAACAGCUCCAAAACUGAAGCCAUCCUCGUUGACACUCCACAUCCACUCAAAUCCAUCCUGGCAUCACCAGCACUUCCUCUGCCCAUAACAUCUCCCUCUCUUCCUCUGUUACCAGCUUAGGGGUCAGAUUUGACCCCCACCUGUCCCUGUCCUUAUCUCCUCCAGGCUGGUUUACUGUAAUAAUCAACAUCAUGUCAGGAGUUUCCAAAAGCUCCAGUAUAUCCACAAAUACACUGUCAGGAUCCUGAUGGGGGCGUGGAAGCAUGAGCACAUCAGCCCACCCCCACCCCCACCUCAUUUAUUCUGUUUGUAGAACCUAAACUAAAAUGAUUUGGACAUCCUUGAUAAUGUCUUCAGUGUAAUUUUUUUAUUUCACAAAUUCAGCCCACAGACCCACUUGGACCCAGUUGGACCCAGUUGGAUCCAGUUGGACCUAGUUUUGGUCCACGGGCCAUAUUUUUGACAGUGCUGGAAUAGAAUAUAAACUUUUCCCUCAUCAGUUCAUUCAUGGCCAUGGCCCAGAUGAUCUAAAGGACCUGGUCAGUCCUCACCCAUUCUGUUUGUACUCAUCAUCUUCAUCUCGAAGAAUCAAACUGCAUUAUGGGAAAGUGAGUUUUUCAGGCAGCAGCUCCACGUGUCUGGAAUGAUCAUCUGAGGACUCCACAGACUAUAAUCCUUCAAAAAGCUGUAAAAAAAACUUUUCUCUUUCAGUGAUCAUAUUGACAGUCUUAAAUUUUCUGCUUUUAACUAGUUUUAUUGUUUUAAUCUUGUUUUAUGGUUUUAUUGGUUUUACUGUGCUGAUUUUGACAUUCUUUCUAGGAGCAUAUGGAGAUCUGUCUAUCCCAGAUGUAAAGUUCAUUACAAAUCAAAUGCAUAAUUACCAUUCAGUGUAACACAGAACAGUGGAUUAACUGACAGCAGAAUGUUCAUUCAUAUAAAACCAAGUUAUGAUCUGAAAACAGCAAAGAUAAAACGACAUUCAUCAUCAUCUCUUCAUGAUGUGAUCGUUUUACUCUUUGUCUCAUUCAGUGAGUUUUAUUGGAAGAGCAAUAAUACUUGUUCAACGUGGAUCUCCUGACUUUUUUUUUUUUUUUU
This is a messenger RNA of Sphaeramia orbicularis (orbiculate cardinalfish), 3930 nucleotides long. Its product is annotated as caspase recruitment domain-containing protein 8-like. The record is from RefSeq and is a predicted model, not a curated record. The coding region runs from base 517 to 2463 and encodes 648 amino acids. Gene Ontology annotation, biological process: regulation of apoptotic process. NCBI's taxonomy places the organism in Eukaryota, Metazoa, Chordata, Actinopteri, Kurtiformes, Apogonidae. The transcript is spliced from 2 exons.